Molecule: messenger RNA, 1542 nt
Organism: Aspergillus nidulans FGSC A4
Lineage: Eukaryota; Fungi; Ascomycota; Eurotiomycetes; Eurotiales; Aspergillaceae
Exons: 5
Coding region: 1-1542 (513 amino acids)
Biological process (GO): carbohydrate transmembrane transport; transmembrane transport; proton transmembrane transport
Cellular component (GO): membrane
Molecular function (GO): transmembrane transporter activity
Source: RefSeq, a predicted model, not a curated record
AUGGCUGGUGGAACGAGUCUUUGGGUCAGCAAAGAGGCCAGAACAGACCCCAGGGAGAUCUUUAAUCUUCGUCAUCUAUAUCUAAUGGUAACACUCGCCUGGGCCGGGUGUUUCUACGGCUUUGAUACGGGCAAUAUUGGGGGUAUUCUGACCCUGCCCUCGUUCGAGACUGCCUUCGGUCUGAUUGAUCUGCCUCAGAAGGAGUAUGAUGAUCGUAAAGGAACAAUCGCAGCCAUGGUCGCAGCUGGCGGCGCCGGUGGCUCUCUCCUCGCAGCGCCGACGUCUGACGUCCUCGGCCGUAAGUGGUCUGUAUUUCUCUGGGGCCUGGUCUUCAUGCUCGGCGCUGCGUUGCAGAUGGUCCCCAACUACGAUAUUCUUCUCGCAGGCCGAUUCAUCGGGGGUCUUGGUGUCGGUGCAAGCUCCAUGCUCAGCCCUCAAUUCUUAGCCGAGAACUCUCCAAAGAGCGUUCGUGGCUCGAUGACGGCGACAUAUAACCUCAUGAUUGUCACGUCCUUGAUGCUGGCGUUCUGGUGGAGGACGGCGAUGAGUAUCCAGCUUAUUCCAGGUGGACUUAUGGUGCUCAUGAUCCCUUUUGUCCCGGAGACGCCCAGGUACCUCAUCAAUCAUGGAAAGGCAGAACAGGGCGUGAAAAAUCUCUGUCAAUUGAGAAAACUGCCCCCCGAUCAUCCGUACAUUCAGCUGGAGUUUCACGAAAUCCAGGCACAGGUGCAGUUCGAGCAGGAGACAUUCCAGGGCCACAGCUACUGGGUCGUCUUGAAGGAUAUUUUUGGAAACAGGAGCAAUCUGCAGCGUUUCGUUCUCGCCCUGCUCCUGUUCAUCUUCCAUAAGCUAACGGGGACAGAUUCCCUGAAUUACUACGCACCGCAAAUAUUCGAACUCAUCGGUGUCAAGGACAACUCCUCCUUGUUAACUACCGGUGUCUACGGUGCCGUCAAAGUAGCGGCAACGAUCUUCUAUGUCACAUAUCUAGUAGACCGCGUCGGCCGUCGUCUCCCUCUACUGAUGGGAGCAACCAUUCAGGCUACAGCCAUGCUCUAUCUAGCCCUUUACCUUCGCUUCGCUGGAACAGACAACACGGAUAUGGGCGGCACGCCGGCCGGUGGUAUCGUCGGCAUAAUCUGGAUCUACCUGUAUGCCUUUGGUUGGUCCUUCGGUCACAGCGUUGCUUGCUACAUUGUAGCUGCGGAGAUCUUCCCAACGCGAAUCCGCUCGGCCUGCAUGGGCUUUUGCUUCUUCACCAAUUGGAUAAUCGAUUACGGUAUCACGCGGGCGACACCAAAUAUGCUGACGAAUAUGGGUUAUGGGGCCUUUCUGCUAUAUGCUCUUUUGACGUACCUCGGAGUGGUAUUUAUCUUCUUCUGCCUUCCCGAGUUGAAGGGGCGGUCGAUUGAGAGUAUGGAUGAUUUGUUCCAGCGGCCCCUGUGGACACUGUGGCGGCAUGCGUAUCCAACGGCCGAGGAGACGGUUAGGCAUGGAGUACGGGAAGCCAAACGGGAAGAACAGAAGCAGAGUCAUAAUUAG